AAUAAAUUAUUUAUUUAUGGUCCUAUUCACAAUGAAUUAUCGGAGUUUAUAAACCCGUUAUAACAGGACUGUCAAAAAGAUAGUCUCAAUAAAAUUAGUAAGAUCAAAUCAAGCUCCAAAAACUAGUCCUGAAGAAUAAGACGCUCGGUGUAGGUACUCGUCUUAAGCGAUGCAACUGUUCAAGUGUUAAAAUCGCACAGGCAGGUAUUUUUUAUUCUCCUACUUAUUGCUUACUACCUCGUGGGGUUCAGCUAGCUUCACCGAACGUGUAGAGGAGCACGGGCUCAGCCUGGGAUUAUUAAAUAAUAAUAAUGCCUUUAUUUCCCGAACAUUUUACAUUUUAAACUAAAAAAUUCAAGUAGGUGUAGAUAAAAAAAAUAAAAAACAAUGUAUUCAAAACCAAACAUAAGAGUAAAAUCUAUAGUUUUACUACAAAAUGUCUCUCGUCUCGGUGUGCUUUUCGGCAAAGGCCUUCCAACUCUUUCCAUUGUUUUCUGUCUGCUGCUACUCUAAUCUAAAGGGGUCCAGAGGUAAUUUUUAAUUCGAGUUCCCAUCUUCUUGGUUUGCUACCUCGGCUCCUCGCACCAUCCCUUGGGUACCGUACUGUCACCUGUUUGCUACAUUUUUCCUUUUUGCAGCGGAACAUAUGCCCUGCUCAUCUCCAUUUGAAUUGAUAAAUACGUGACAGGAUGUCUGUUAAUUUCGUUUUGCGCCUGAUAUCUACACUUCUAACUUUGCCAUUAGUUUUAAGCCUAGCAUGCUCCUUUCCAUACCCCUCUGACAUCCUUCUAGUUUGUCCCUAUGAUAUUUCGUCAAAGCCCAGAUUUCGCAACCAUAUGUGGUGCAGGUUAGGAUACAGGUAUCAAAUGUCUUCUUCUUGAUCAUAAUGCCCAAUUCCUGGCUUUUCAUAAUUUAUUUCAAGGCCCAAUAUUGUUUCCAUUCAGUUGCAAUCCUUUUGUCUAUUUCUUUAGACAUUUGGUCAUUAUUAUCCGGCCAAGAUAAACAUAUUCCUCUACAUAUUCUGUCUAUUUAUCGGUAUUGAAUUUGUCAUCAUUUUAGUUUUGCUCCAGUUAAUUAUUGGAAUUGUUAAAUAACUAUGUACUUAGUUUAUGUUCUCGAAUGAUUUCCGCGAUGAAAGAAUAGCAUCGUGCAAUGAAAAUCAAACCAGUAGAAUUAUGAUUUGCGUAAUUACUAGUGAUAGUCUUGUGCGUCCGCAAGGACUGAUAACACCAUCCUGCUGAUUUCUACUGCGAAGCAGUAAUGCGUUUCAGUUUGUAGGGUGGGACUGACGUAGUAUACAAUUCAGACGUAGAUCUCGUGUCUCAAGUUGGAUGUCGGCAUUUAUGUUGUAAUGUCAGCUUAGCCAGACGCCAACAUAACCACCUAACAUCACACAUAAAAAAUCGCUAACCGUACACCGUUAGGUUCACAUUAUGGCAUUUAACUGUACAGUCAAUAACAUAAAGUUGCUAAUUAUAGACACACCGAGAUCCAGAGAUAAUAAAUACUAUUAAACUAUUUAAGCCUUUUCCCGUUCUCGUAGCAAAACCUUCAUAGGCGUAAUUUUAUAUUGACAGCUGAUAUUGUUGAAGGGUUUGAUUUGAUUUGUCGUUUAGGUGUAUCAACUGUAAAAGUCUCGUGAUCUCGUCUUGUUUGUUCCUUUACAAUAGAAACUAUUAAUUCUAAUAUUAAUUCUUUUUGUUUCAUAAAUUACAAAUUUGCUUAUUAAUAUCAUGUCCUGCAUUUUUAGAAGAUUCAUGUGUACCGUUGGACUCGCUAAAAAGCCGCCAAUACCAGUAUUUGAUGCUAGAGAAUGGAAGUAGAGAAAACGGUCACGUCCUGUGCGAUAUGGAGACAGAGCCAUACCAAGAACUCCAUCCAUCAAAUCAAAAGAUUCUCCUAAAAUAAAAAAAUAAAAUUCAAUAUGAUAACUAUUUCUAUUUAAUUUCUACAUUAGGGUUGUGAACUUUAAGUCCAUAUGAUAGCAUCAAAUAUUAGUUUAUAAAUAUCAUCAAACAUAAUAGGUACAGGGCAUUUAUUGUCAGUGAUAUUGAUUUAACGUCAAUUUGCUAAAUGUUGAAAUAUAAAUCUGAAAUAGACGGAUUGUUAAUAAUACAUAAAAUGGAUUCAGUUAAAUUCUUUUGGGUUCAAAAUAAUUCAAUAAAGAAUAAAAGUCCGUUAUUAUAUUAUCUAUACUCUUGUAUAAAUAACCAAUCAUGAACUACUACACAAAUUUUCUUCUAUUUGUCAACCAUAUUUCUCUAUUUGUUUAGUAGUUAUUGACGAAAUUUAGUGUUAUGAAUAAAACAUUAGAAAUAUUUUAAAAUAAAAGGCAUAACAGUUAAGUAUCAGUUUCUCCUCUCUUGAUCAAUCAACUUUUUAGUUGCUAUUGAUGAGCUUUAUUGUGUAUUAAAAAAAGCCAAUAUAUAACGGAACGUAAUUUCCGAACGUGCGAUACCGCCCCCGCCGCCGCCUUACCGCCCGCUGAGACAGAGCUCUCUGAGCGCGAAAACACACGCCCUCAGCGCGCGCGACGACGACCAGUAAAAUAUUGCGAGUCUUAGUGUAACUGUACGAUUCUCAACUCAUUUUGUAUUUUAUUUUAGUUAUUGUGUCGCUUUUAUAUUAAAACCUCAUACCAAAUCGGCGUAAACAUUAUUUCUAUAUCAUCUUCGCCAACAGCCCGGAACAACGAACUCACGAAAACUCACAAAAGCCCGCCAGUCGGACUUGUAGUGUUAAAAAUGGCGCCCGAACGUUUAGCUGUGAAGUGAUAUUUAUAUGAAAUUAUUGUGCCUACAUGAACGAUUUGUGUUUUCCUGACUUUACCGACUAAACCGUCGUCAAAUAAUGCCGCCAAAGAAGAUGCCGAAUUCCGAGGAGCGCGACGCGAGAGCCGCGUCGCCGCCCCACGCGCCGUCGAGUGACGCGCCGCCCGCCAGUGUUUGCUUCCGCCCGGAAGACAUCACGAUGCUGAUCGACACCCUUCAACGAACGCAGCUAGACGCGUUCCGGGAGCUGUUAGAUAGCGUCAGGCAGUCGGCGACUCCUACAUUUGACCAUCGGCCCGCCAACAACUUCAGCCGCUGUAAAUCUGUAUUCAGCGGACGCGCAGACGAGUCAGUAGAAGGUUUUAUCGACGCAAUAGAAUCGUACAGAGACGCCGCCAAUGUUCCCGAUGACGUAGCCGUAAAAGGCAUCUCCAUGUUACUUACACACACCGCCGCUACCUGGUGGCAGGGUAUCAAGCAUCAAGUUUCUACAUGGGAAGACGUCAUCUCAAAUCUACGAAGUGCUUUUGGUGAUCGCCGCCCACCCCACAGAAUUUAUGUCGACCUAUUCGCAGACGGCCAGCAGCCUAUGGAGAAAACCGACCUGUUUGUCGCCAGGGCUCGAGCACUCCUCGCGAAGCUACCUCGAGGCGACCUAUGUGAAAAAGUGGAGCUCGAUAUGAUAUACGGAUUACUGCAUAAUAAAAUUCGUAAACGCCUUCGUAGAGAGGAAAUCACCAGUUUUAAUGUUCUCCUGCAAAAAGCACGAAGUAUUGAGGAUUCUACGAAAGAAGCGCAUACUUCAAACGCCGUCGCAGAGACAUCAAAGGGUGCCGCCGCCGCCGCCCGCGCUCGACUCGAGCCGCCGCGGCCUGCAACGCAGCGUGUACCUACGGCCGCUGUAGAAGUUUCCCCGCGCCAACGUUCGUCAGGCGAUAACGCCGACGCCACUCCGACCGCCGAAAAACCCGAGAAACGUCGAUACUGUGUUUAUUGUAAAAGUUACGGUCAUACGCGUGAUCAGUGUCGUAAAUUGUUAUUAAAACAAACCGCGAAUGACAGUAACGAUAACGUAGUUAGUAAAGUAAAUAAUAUUAAAUGUUACGGUUGCGGCGCGAGCGGAGUCAUACGUUCUAAUUGUUCCAAAUGUAGUUCAAAUUUUAGCGCGGUCGAUUUUAUUCAAAUACCGCGAACGCGAUCGCGAAGUACAACGACCGCUGAGACAUCAGCUGUUGGUAAGUCGUCCGCCCAGGUGAGUAAUUUGGCAAGUUUACCUAUGGUUUUUACUGGGGCUGUACCUGACUUGUGUUUAUCCAGUAGUGUUCAUACUGAGCGCCCAAAUUAUGUUAAUUCAUCGCUACACACUGCUCAGCCAAGUUUGGUAUCACGUAAUAAUGUAAGUACACCCUCCGUAAAUAAUAAUUUUGCCCGUAAAUGUAAUGUAAACUCGUCCCAUAAACGUGUUGAUAAACAAAUUAUUUCAAAUUUGCCGCGUUCCGACGAUACGCCUUUGUUUACAUACUUAUCUCGUCCUGUUAAGCAGGGGGAGUGUUUUAACCGCACUCAUGUACCUAGCGAAUUGAAAUCAGUAUCUCCUAGGGAAUUUUGUGUUAAUCAGUGCGUCGUAAAUAAUAGACAUAAAUGGAAAACGAAACGUUCUCGUCAGUACCUGUCACGUGGUCCGUCACCGAGUAGGGCGACUAUGAUUUUUUCAGGACAAAACCAGGAAUUUUAUAAUAAAAGUAGGGUGAACAAAAAAAUUUCAGGACAAAACCAGGAAUUCGAUAAUAAAAGUAGGGAGACCAAAAAUUUUUCAGGACACAACCUGGAAAGUUGUGCACCGGUUAAAGGGACCACAAAUUUUAAUUGUGAUAGUUUUGUCACCUUUUCGUCUGUAACUUCUUCGCAAAAUGGCAACGCGCGACGACCUAUUUUAGGUAUAGAGAUUUUAGGAAUCCGAGGUAGGGGUUUAAUCGACACCGCAGCCAAGCGAACUGUUGCCGGUUCUUCACUCUACGCCCUACUGCAACAGCAUAAUCAGUCUUUUGUGUCUAGUUCUAUACGUGUUAAGCUUGCCGAUGGUUCAAUUCAAACGCGACAAAUGUUGUCAACGACACUUGAUGUAAAAUUAUUACCGGGUAAAGUUAUUCCCAUGGAAUUUGUCGUAUUUCCGGACGCCCAGGAUAAUGACACAUUAUUGGGUGUAGACUUUUUAGUAGCAGCUGGUUUAGCCAUCGACUUCCAUACUUCGACAUGGCGCUACCAUGGUUCUGAACGAGUUUUUCCAUUGGAGUUCGAGUACCCCAGUGACCUCACGCCUUGUUCUGCUGCUGAUUUCUUAAGAGAAGACGAGGGAACUAUGCUGUGUCCUCCAGAGCGUUAACCGCCUAGCUUCUCUUCUGCAGUGCAACAAGGAUGUCUUCAGACCAGGGGGAGCCCCAAUGCCUUACGCUAAACAUCAUCAGGUUGAUAGGAAGUAGCAAACCGACAAAAUUCAGUUAUCUGGUCCCAGUUACCAAGUAGGUGAUCUAGUCCUUCUCUCAACGCACUUGUUAAGUGAUGCCGCCAAAGGUAGAACGAAGAAGUUCAUGCCUAAGCGUGACGGACCCUACCAGAUUAGCAAUAUCGUUAGUCCUACUACCUAUGAGGUUACUGAUUUGAAUUCGCAGGUUUUAGGGAAAUUUCAUGCUUCUCAUUUGAAGCCGUAUCAUAAUCAAACCGGUCAGGUCUCAGCUCCAGUACAGCCUCGACGCCUGCGUGGACGGCCCCGUCUUGUUGUUUCUGCCGAGCCACUAACGAGGCGUUCUAGUGACUCGGAGGGGGAGGAUAUAACGGAACGUAAUUUCCGAACGUGCGAUACCGCCCCCGCCGCCGCCUUACCGCCCGCUGAGACAGAGCUCUCUGAGCGCGAAAACACACGCCCUCAGCGCGCGCGACGACGACCAGUAAAAUAUUGCGAGUCUUAGUGUAACUGUACGAUUCUCAACUCAUUUUGUAUUUUAUUUUAGUUAUUGUGUCGCUUUUAUAUUAAAACCUCAUACCAAAUCGGCGUAAACAUUAUUUCUAUAUCAUCUUCGCCAACAGCCCGGAACAACGAACUCACGAAAACUCACAAAAGCCCGCCAGUCGGACUUGUAGUGUUAAAAAUACUAUUUUUAUAUCUUGCCUAGUAUGUGUACAUCAAAAACAAAAAUAUGCCAAUACUAUUUUUACUUAACACAAAAGUAUCUAUUUAUAUAAUUAAUACGUGAAGCAAAAACAUGGUACCCGUUUUUACGAAAAUUGCGCGGACGGAGGAGUAUGAAUUUUCCUACACUUAUACAGAAUAUAGAGAAGGAGUGCAGAAUGCAUUUUUUUUUAAAUUGUGCAUUAAUAAUAAAUUAAAUCAAUAAAAAAACUUUACACACACUACCAUGAGAUGACACACAAACAUAUAAGUAUAUUAUAAUUCUAGGGUCGGCAGACUAAAGCACAUAAGUCAAAAUUUUCAAUUUAUUUUUUAUUACAUCAUCGGUUUACAUUUUGCUCAACACACAAUCUGACUAAAGCACAUAAAUCAAACUCAAGUAUUUCAUGGCGUAUUCAAGCGGCGUUCUGUAUCAACCUUAUCAAAUCCUAAUAUAACCAAACGAACUAAAAAACAUAACUGGACUUAUGUUCUAAGGAACACCAUAAGUACAAAGUUAUUAACGUAAGAAGUCUGACUUAUGUUAUAAAGAACAUCAAAAUGUAACAUUUUUUUAGAGAAAGUGGUUACUUAAAAAUAUUUAUAACGUAAACAAUACUUCGGUAAGUGGUUUUAAUUUACUAAUGUUGUCGAUUGUGCACAGUUUGUUGGUUAGUUGUGUGUGAGUGCUUAAGUAUUUUAAUUAUUUAAGAUGAAUAUUCAAAGAGGCAAGAAAUUAGUUGAAAUGGCGUUAUCCACUCAUCUGGAAAGCAAUGAAGGUAUAUUUUUACAUAUCUUCAAAAUUAUGAUUUGCAAAUUACGUAAUUAUAUCAAUAUUAUAUCAUUAUAAAUAGAUAAUUGUCUUGUCCUUUUUUAGAAAAUGUAAAUCAGCAGUCGGUUUUGAACACAGAUAACCUAGUAGUAGACGAUCCUAUACCGUCAACAUCAUCAGGUCAAGUCAGUAGUUUAACAUACUAUUCUGUACUUGACUUCUCUAGUGAUGAUUCUGUACGAGAUCCAUGUUAUGAAUUACCGAGACUUCCAAUCACAUCAAGUUCAAGUACUUGUGAUGAAAUUUCAAUGAAUCCUAAUGUGUCUCCAAAAAAGAGUAUACGUACUAAAAAAAGAGAGAAAAAAAACGUAACUUAGGACAGGCAUACAAAACUUUAAAGGGAAAUGUAUAUCAGAUCGCACUAUGCAAAAAUAAUAAUUGAGAUAAAAUAAAAAAAAAAGCCCGCUGAGUUUGUUUCGCCAGUUCUUCUCAGGACUGUGGUUUUUUUUGGAACCGGUGGUAAAGAUAACAUUGUUAUUUAUAUUUUGACAUUCAACAAGUAUGUUAUACUGACAUCUAAGUUGAAAUAAACGAUUUUGAAUUUGAAAGAGUUACCUGUUUGCAGAAUGAAAUGUUUAGAACGUAUACCUUAACUGAUAGGCAUGCCAUAUUUACAGAAUAUUGGCAAAUGGGGUCAUAUGCAAAAAUAUCUGUAUAUUUGGCGUCUUUAAUGGAAAUUCAAGAUAAAUCUAAGUAAAGAAUACGAGCUAUUGAACCUGAAAAGCAAAAGCUUAAAAUGAAGACAUAAAAAUACUUUUUUACUGUGCAUGGUAAACGUGAACCUGUCUGCCGAGGAUGUUUAAUGAAACCGUUAGAUGAAAGUGACAAUUUUAUAAAGACAGUUGCUAUGAAAA
This is a messenger RNA of Bombyx mori (domestic silkworm), 7623 nucleotides long. Its product is annotated as ATP synthase subunit O, mitochondrial. Gene Ontology annotation, molecular function: proton-transporting ATP synthase activity, rotational mechanism. Bases 2851 to 5154 code for a protein of 767 amino acids. The record is from RefSeq and is a predicted model, not a curated record. Gene Ontology annotation, biological process: proton motive force-driven mitochondrial ATP synthesis. NCBI's taxonomy places the organism in Eukaryota, Metazoa, Arthropoda, Insecta, Lepidoptera, Bombycidae. The transcript is spliced from 2 exons.